AUGGUUUACUUCUUCUUUGAUCACUUUCUUUGGUUAUCAAGAAUCGGUACACUAGACCCCAAGAUCGCCAAGAGAAUGAGUUUCAUCUCGGCCUUUGGUGAAUCUUUUGGCUACGUUUUCUUUAUCGUCAUUGAUUGCAUUUUCAUAAGGCAGAGACUCAAAUCCUUGAAAACGCUCCGGUAUUCGAUUGAUGAUAAGCCGAAAGAAGAAACUGGCGAAAAGAUUAAGGAGAUUCAGGGGGAUAUAGUGAUGAGAUUGAUGGGAAUCUCGGCUAACAUUGCGGAUUUGAUUAUCGCAUUGGCCGAAAUUGAACCAAACCCGUUUUGUAACCACACGGUUACACUCGGUAUAAGCGGUUUGGUUUCAGCUUGGGCCGGUUGGUAUAGGAAUUGGCCAUCGUGA
Thlaspi arvense is the source of this 402-nucleotide messenger RNA. Lineage: Eukaryota; Viridiplantae; Streptophyta; Magnoliopsida; Brassicales; Brassicaceae. The record is from the annotation of a GenBank genome assembly.